Messenger RNA from Melanaphis sacchari, 710 nucleotides. RefSeq names its product eukaryotic translation initiation factor 1A, X-chromosomal-like. The transcript is spliced from 6 exons. Gene Ontology annotation, molecular function: RNA binding; translation initiation factor activity. NCBI's taxonomy places the organism in Eukaryota, Metazoa, Arthropoda, Insecta, Hemiptera, Aphididae. Bases 156 to 602 code for a protein of 148 amino acids. Gene Ontology annotation, cellular component: cytoplasm. The record is from RefSeq and is a predicted model, not a curated record. Gene Ontology annotation, biological process: translational initiation.
UUUGAUAACGCGUUCUUUUUCUUUUCUUUCUUUCUGGAGAAUUUCCUAAAUUUUCAAAACGUGUUAUUAAUUUUUAUUAAUCGUACAAACUAACUAUUAACCUCAGAACUUUGAACUACUGAGUUUGCAACUAAAAGUCUUCAAAUUAAUACACGAUGCCUAAAAAUAAAGGAAAAGGAGGAAAAAAUCGUAGGCGAGGUAAGAACGAGAACGAAACAGAAAAGCGUGAAUUGGUAUUCAAAGAAGACGGACAAGAAUAUGCUCAAGUUACCAAAAUGUUGGGAAAUGGACGUCUAGAAGCAAUGUGUUUUGAUGGUGUAAAACGACUUUGCCACAUUCGAGGAAAACUUAGGAAAAAGGUGUGGAUCAAUCAAGCUGAUAUAGUAUUAAUAGGUUUACGUGAAUAUCAAGAUACAAAAGCUGAUGUAAUUUUGAAGUAUACGCCUGAUGAAGCUCGUAACUUGAAAACAUAUGGAGAAUUUCCAGAAACUGUUCGCAUCAAUGAUACAGUCACAUUUGUUGACGAUGGAUUGGAUGAGGAUAUUGAAUUUGGAGAUGAUAUUAGUGAAGAUGAAGAAGCAGACGCUGUUGAUAAUAUUUGAGUUUAUUUCAAAAAGUAUCCAAGCUGUAUGGUGACAUAUAGUUACUUAAGAUCCAACUUAUAAUUUAAAAAAAAAUAUUGAAAUAAAUAUAUUAUUAAAUAAUAAUUA